AUGACAUCUGUUCCAGAUAUACACGUAACUACCUCGAUAGAGCUAAAAAGUUAUUUUUCCGAUGAGGGUCUACACGGAACCAUAACAUUCACCAAAGAGAUAAACUCCAUUGUGAUCACCACGGACUUGAAUCCGACUUUGCAGUACCCUGAGCAAGUAUGGUCGUGGAACGUUGCGGAAUUACCCGUAGAUUACAGCCUUGUGGAGGGGAGAUGCGAUCCAGAAAACCUCGGGAAAUCCACAGUGAACAUGGACGAGGUUUUUGGUUACUUGAUUUUGCCGGAUAAUCAGACAGCAGAGUUCGUCACAGAAGACAUUCAAAUCAACGGUCUAUACGGUAAAUCUUUGGUUUUGGAGAAUAAGGAGACCGGACGAACCAUAUGUGCUUCAAUCACCAUGGUGGAUAAGACUCAGGAGAAAAUAGCCUUCGCAAAAUUCACAACGCCUGUGUUUGGUAAUGUUUACUUCCGGUGGUACUCAACCAAAGACAACCACAGCGACAUGCUGUUAUCAACCGAUUUGUACCACGUAAGAUCAAAAGAAAAGUACGAGAGAAGACUAACAUUCACAGAACACUCCUGGAAAAUUUACGUGACAGACAUCCUGGAAAACGACGAUGAUCGAUCUGAAAGUAACUGUAACUUCCUUCAACUAGUCUUUGAUCCUUCGAACGCAGAGAAAGGUAAAGCGUUGGGUGAUAUCGACUCGAGGCUUGGUAAAGUCAAAAUUUCCACAAACUACAACAGAAACAAAUUCAAGAAUGUUUACAGCGACAAGGAACUUAUUUUGCUUCCCAGCGAUCUAAAUGGCCCCCAAAGAAGAUUGUACUUGGUGGUAUUCGAGAAGAAACACCCCGAUGUAUUUCUAGCCUGCGCCAAAAUUCGCUACAACCACCCCAUACACUCCAAAGUCAUCAUCCAAUCAGGUGGUAUCAAAGGGGACAUAAAGAUGACCCAGCACAGCAAAUUCGAGCCAACGUUCCUCAACUUCAACUUGUCCACCACGAGAGGUGACAUAGAAACGAAGUUGGUGUACAGUGUGACGGUGGCGGGUUACAAGAUACACGAGCUGCCCACAAAACCGGCCAAAACCGUAGGACAAAACGAAAAUUCUUGCCUCACAACAAAGAACCUCUAUAAUCCCAAAAAUACCGAUGUAAACAAUACGCCACCCAACGGUUUCGGUACUCAGGAUCAAUACUCAAUAGGGGAUCUUUCUGGUAAACUAUUGAACAGAAAUAAUGCUACGUUAUCGUUUGCUGGAAGUCAAGAGUUAACUGGUUCGUACUGGGAUGUUUAUCUACCUCUGCAAGGGCCGCAUUCUGUUGUGCACAGAUCCUUGGUUAUCUACAAAAACACCCAGUAUCCAAAUUCGGCCAUCCUCACUGAACCGUGGAUAUGCGGGGGAAUCCAUUUGUACGAGUCAAAUUUCGAAUACCAAAAACCAAUGUUCACAGCUCAAGUUCUCUUCAGAUAUCCCACCGUGGGUAGGAUGGUUUUAAGGCAGGUUAAGGAUGAACCUUGGUCUGACACCACAAUCAUGAUGGAAUACUUGGUGCAUGCCGAUGGAGCCCAGUUAAAUAACACCGCUGAACAUAGAUGGGCUAUUACCGAAAACCCACCUGGGAAGGAUUUUUACAAUUGGACCGCGAGGUGUGUCAGUGCUGGGCCAAUAUUUAACCCCUAUAAUAUCGACUUCAAUAAUAAAUCUGCAGAAGAUUUGGAAAGAUGCACUUUAAACCAAGUUGGACUGUGUCGCUUGGGAGACCUCUCCCAAAGACACGGACCUUUGAAAAUUUCCGGAAGAAUUGUGGAUAGUGACAGAAUAUCCAGAAAAUUCUGGACAGAUCCGUUCCUACCUCUAACAGGACCAUACUCUGUGAUUGGAAAGUCCCUUGUUAUAUUUGAUGACCACGGUCCCAAAGCUAGAGGAGAAAGACUUGCAUGUUCAAUCAUUGGCGGUGUGUAUAGAAGAAAGGCUGUGGUGAGAGAUUGGUUUCCCAAUGGAUACGAGUUAUCAGUGAAAGGGAAAAUAGAAUUCUACCAACAAACUGAGUAUGACAUAACAAAUGUGGAAGUUGGGCUUGAAGGUUUAAAGGAUUACAGCGGUUACCACAUUCAUGUGGUUCCUGUUGAAGAAAUUCUGGAAUUCCCCUGUGAAGAAACAACUCUAUACAAUCAUUGGAACCCCUUGAAUGUGGAUGCAGCUUCAUCGCCAAGAAGUUACCUUGGUACGCCGGACCAAUACGAAAUGGGCGAUUUAAGUGGGAAAUUCGGUUCUCUGGAUAACCAAACGAUCUACAAAACCCAUUACAAUGACAGUAUGUUGCCUCUAUUUGGACCUAGAAGUAUACUGGGCAGAUCUGUUGUCAUCCACAAAAAGGAUACUAGUAGAGCUGCUUGUUCCACCAUUGAGAGAGGUUAUAGUCCUUCCGAAGCAAGAGAGUUAAGAGGUAUUUCCUCCUUCCAUCAUCCACAGGGAUAUGCUUAUGGUUACAUGAAAAUGAGGCAACUUAUAUAUAACGACGGAAGCAGCAGUGAUACUACAAUCGAGGUCAAGUUGAGAUAUCCUGGGAAGAACGAUAGAAAUGUGACGAGGAACCACAAUUGGGCCAUAUACGUCAAUCCAGUGGGCGUGGAUGCAGCUGUGAAAACCACGGCGACUAGAUGCGUUGCUGGUGGGUAUGUUUGGAACCCUUUCUAUACUCAACUGGCAGAUCCACUAAAUCAUGACCUCUACCGACAAGAAUGUGGUCCGGAAAACCCAUUGAGAUGUCACGUGGGCGACCUUUCGGCCCGGCUGGGAACCAUAGACAUAGGUCUGAAAAGAAAAGUCUUCACUGACUCCAACUUUCCCCUGGAAGGUUCCGUCACUGCCAUUGGUAGAUCCAUAGUGAUCCUAGGGCCGAAUCAAGGUGGCGAGCGGUACGCAUGCGCGAACAUAGAGCCUGACUACGACAUCAUUAAAUAUGCGAACAUAGAAAAACCUCCAAGAUUUGUGGUAGCUCAAUUUAUUGAAGACGUGCGUGACAUUAUGGGAAUCCCCGAGUGGUUUUUGACAGUUGAUACGAGAAAAACCAAAACGCUGCAUCAAGACGCCUGCGUGCAGCUUUUGUUGCACUUUAAGGGUCCCAUUGCCACUAGAUUGGAACAAGAUUUCGGCAAACUUAUGUCGACGGGAAAGCUGGAGUCUCCUAGUCUAUACAUUCCAGGGCAUUACAAUGAAAAACGGAAAGUUAAAAUUGCAUACAAGCAAUGCGGGGUUAGAGACCCCAAUGAAAAAUCAAAUUGUGAUAAGCCAUUGCAAACAGUAAGAUGCGAUGUGGGAAUCAACAGAUAUCACUGGAAUAAUGUCAAAAAAGUUUGUGAAAAGGAAAUGUUUUGGGGUUGCAGAGCAACUCCAAACAACUUCAGAACUUUGGAAGAAUGUUUAACAGUGGCCAAACCAAUAUGCACUCAAUAACAAGUCUAUAUUAUUUGCUAUAAAUAAAUAAAAGUAAUUUUAAGUUGAU
Messenger RNA from Brassicogethes aeneus, 3511 nucleotides. The record is from the annotation of a GenBank genome assembly. Lineage: Eukaryota; Metazoa; Arthropoda; Insecta; Coleoptera; Nitidulidae.